This is a messenger RNA of Chelonia mydas (Green sea turtle), 4666 nucleotides long. It is a transcript of the gene JPH1, whose product is annotated as junctophilin 1. The coding region runs from base 152 to 2143 and encodes 663 amino acids. The transcript is spliced from 5 exons. Gene Ontology annotation, cellular component: junctional membrane complex; plasma membrane; sarcoplasmic reticulum. Lineage: Eukaryota; Metazoa; Chordata; Testudines; Cheloniidae. The record is from RefSeq and is a predicted model, not a curated record.
GGGCGCCGGCGGAGGAGCCCUGGCAGUCCUGCCGCGCGGGGCGCUGGAAGCGGAGGGGCCGCGGGGAGCGCAGCGCAGCGCCCGGAGCCCGGCGGUGGCGGCGGCGGCAGCAGCGGACCGAAGGAGCCGAGCUCGCCCCGCGCUCCCCUGAAUGACGGGCGGCAGGUUCGACUUCGACGAUGGCGGCACCUACUGCGGCGGCUGGGAGGAGGGCAAAGCCCACGGGCACGGCAUCUGCACCGGGCCCAAGGGGCAGGGCGAGUACGCGGGCUCCUGGUCCCACGGCUUCGAGGUGGUGGGCGGCUACACCUGGCCCAGCGGCAACACCUACCAGGGCUACUGGGCGCAGGGCAAGCGCCACGGGCUGGGCGUGGAGACCAAGGGCAGGUGGAUGUACCGGGGCGAGUGGUCGCACGGCUUCAAGGGGCGCUACGGGGUGCGGCAGAGCCUCAGCACCCCGGCCCGCUACGAGGGCACCUGGAGCAACGGGCUGCAGGACGGCUACGGCGUGGAGACCUACGGGGAUGGAGGUACAUACCAGGGACAGUGGACAGGAGGGAUGCGGCACGGAUAUGGUGUACGUCAAAGUGUACCUUAUGGCAUGGCAACUGUGAUCCGGUCACCCCUCCGAACAUCUCUAGCCUCACUUCGUAGUGAGCAGAGCAAUGGCACUGUUCUGCAUGACAUUACUUCAGACAGCCCAGCUGGAACAAGAGGUGGGUUUGUUUUGAAUUUUCACAGUGACCCGGAAGCCAUGAGUAGUAAGAAAAGAGGCGGCUUGUUCAGAAGAGGAUCCCUUCUUGGUAGUAUAAAACUUAGAAAAUCUGAAUCUAAAUCAUCAAUAUCUAGCAAACGUAGCUCUGUCAGGAGUGAUGCUGCUAUGAGCAGAAUUAGUUCUAGUGAUGCCAACUCUACGAUUAGUUUUGGAGAUGGUGACUGUGAUUAUUGCCCUAUGGAAGACCAUGUUGAUGCCACCACAACAGAAACGUACAUGGGAGAGUGGAAGAAUGACAAGCGCAGUGGUUUUGGUAUUAGUGAGCGUUCAAAUGGUAUGAAAUAUGAAGGAGAAUGGCUAAAUAAUAAAAGGCAUGGAUAUGGAUGCACCAUAUUUCCAGAUGGCACAAAGGAAGAGGGAAAAUAUAAAAACAAUGUUUUGGUCCGUGGAAUAAGGAAGCAACUUAUACCAAUAAGAAACACCAAAACUAAAGAAAAAGUGGACAGAGCCCUAGAGGGUGCACAAAGGGCAGCUGCUAUGGCAAGAACCAAAGUGGAAAUUGCAUCUUCAAGAACUGCACAUGCAAGAGCUAAAGCUGAUGCUGCGGAUCAGGCUGCUCAGGCUGCUCGCCAGGAAAGUGAUAUUGCACGAGCAGUUGCCAGAGAACUUUCACCAAGUUUCUACCAACCAGGCCCUGAUUAUAUCAAACAAAGAUUUCAAGAAAGCGUGGAGGUAAAAGAAAACCCUGAAGAAAAGGUUCAAGAAAAAACACCUUCCCCCAAAGAGUCUCCUCAUUUUUAUCGAAAAGGCACUACACCACCUGGGACACCUGAAGCAAGCCCAAAGCACAGCUCUCCUCUUCCAUCUGAGCCCUCCCCUACCAAACAACUGAAAAGGCAAAACUCCAGCUCAAAGGCAAGACUCACUCAAGAAAAAAAGAGUUUAGCUAGUGAGACUGUAACAGCUGUGGUCAACAAGCCUCUGUAUUCAAAAGUACCCGCAAAGGAGGAGAUAGCGGUGAAACAUCAGCCAAAGUUUUCAGCCCACCACAAUCCCAUCAGCACAGAGAAUGGGGAGCUGCAUGGUCACUACCAUGGCUACUACGUAAAAAUGAAUCCAACGCUGCUUCCACAGGAGCUCAGGGAGGAGGAUGAAGAUGUCAACCCAUUACCUUCAGCACUCACACGGAUACCAACUCCACAGAAGCCAAGUCCUGCCAGAUCUGUGACUAAUCCAGAUGCCAAAGAAAGCAAAUCUGAUACAAAAGUAAAGAAACCUGAACUUGCUGCACCAAAGAAUCCCACUAAUAAUGAGUCCCAUUCUUCAGCAGAAGUGGAAAUCCAUUCGGGUCCUAACUCAGUCAUGAUUGCCCUGGUAAUGCUGUUGAAUAUUGGUUUAGCCAUUCUUUUUGUCCAUUUUCUAACUUGACUGGAAUUAGAGAAGGUAAGAAAGGUCUUGUUUCUAUAGAAGAACACCAUAUCCAAAUCAGUUUGAUUCCCCAGUUCAAAUUAUAAAGAUUUACAAACUUUUAAUGUUCCCUACUUUAAUUUUAGCUAUGCCUGAAUGUGAUUCAACAUAGUUACUUAAUGAUAUAAUUGUUUUGACCCUUCAGUGAAGUCAUGACAACUAGUGGUGUUAGCCCACAAUUCUCUGCAGUUGUCUCAUCAGCCUUUUAAAUGGCACCAGUCGUACUCAGACACAGGGAAGGAGGCUUGGAAUUAGGAUGGGACGCAAGAGAGAUGACACUUGGAAAAUUCAGCCAGGGGCCUGAUCAGUUUCUCUACUGAUGAUUUGUGGCUUUGGGGUCCUCUGGAAGCUGAAGCAAGCAGCCAUGUUGGAAAACAACAACAAAAAUCUGCUGAAGCAGCCCAACCAGUGAAGUGCAUUGGCUACUCCAUCUGUUCCAGCAGUGUGUGACUAAACUGGAAAUGUACGGAGCUGCACUUUUUGUUGAUGGAAGCUAACAGCUGCCUUAUUAUUUUACCGUCUGAUGUUUUUAGUAGGGAGAUCGGAAAACGACUGCCAGAGGAAUGUGGUCAGAGGAUUCAGUUGCUGUGGAAGUGAUUCCAGCGUUCACUCCUAUCUCAUUAGAAGAAAUAGUUAGCAGCAUCACUCACCAGUCUUAUUCCAUUACCUGCUGCUUUUAACAUCUCCUGCAAUGGUCGGGGAGAUUGAAUUUCAUUUGCUAGUGCAUGAUUCUGUUUUCGCUGUUGUUUAAACCUGAUGUAUAGCCAUAAUAUAGUAUGUAGAGCAACCUGGAGAAAUGUACUAGUUGCAUCUAGCAGCAGAGAAGCUAAGCUCUGUUAUACAUACAGUAUAUAUAUUUUUUUAUCUGAAGGUACAAUUCUUGAAACUAAUUUUCCUAAAUUAUUAAGGUUUAGCAGGUAAUAUACAGUAAUGGCAAAGUUUUAAGCUGUCCUUUAUAGCUUCCAAAAAAUGCUCAAAUGCUUGUGUCAAUAGCAAGCCAAUUUAUAAUACCAUGAGAGUCUUCAGGGAGUACCAGUACGUUAGAAAAAGGAGGCAGAAUAUCUUGAGAAAUAGGAUUGAAGUUUUGUGUGGUUUUUCUCCGACACCAGUGUUGUGGUAAUCGGUUAUUUGAAUGAUUAUAUUUUAAUAUUGGGAUUUUUGCCAGCAGUUAAAGUCAAGUCUUGUCCAAGUGGACAUUAAUGCCAAUGAAACCUAAGCUAGUUACUACAUACAAAAAUAUUAUUAAUUUUAAAAUACUAGCUUUGUGUUGAAUACAUUCAGGUAGAGCGUUUAGAUCCAUUGAAAUAAUUGUUUAAUCAAUUAUAUGGCUUUAAUGUCUUUAAAGUCCGUAGAUAAUUUUACCUCAACAAAACAAAAAAAGAGAGAGCCACAGAAAUUUUGAUUUGGAACAUUUGUCUUAAGUUGUUUUAUAGUCCUAUGUUAUGCUGAUGUGAUCAGUGUUUUUUCAUGUGCCAUUACACUGUAAUUACUGUACCCUGUAUUACUCAAAAGCAUGCUUCUUUACUUACAGAAGUUUAUGUGGUGUGAUCAUUUUAAAUUAAAAUAUUUACUUUCAAAUCAAAAAUAGAAAAGGGCUUGGAAUAUGGUUUAUUUUAUCUCUAUUAGAAAAGAUUUCAUAAUUUUUAGUUUUUGAACAUGUUUGUAAACUUUGUAAUUGUUUGCAUGGUUUAAUGGAGAAGUUUCUUAAAAGCUACAUUAGGUAUCUUUUGAUGCAGCACAUAAAGUAACAUAGGUAUGGAAUGAAUAUUGUGUAGCCUGAUACAGCUCAGUGCAGAACAAUAACACUGUGUUUUAUGCAGAAGUAUGUUGAGAAUCCUGUGGUUUGACCAGUGUGGAAGAAAGCAGAAAGAGAGCAAAUGAAAAUAACUGGUAUAUUUAUUUAUUUUUAAAAAGAAGUAAAAUCAUGUUUUACUUUUAAAUUUAAGAAAGUAAUUUUUAAAUGAGAACACAUUUUAAAGUUACUGUAAGCCUUGAAGUAAGGGAUAAAUGCUCCUGCCCACCCCAUGUCUCCUUACAAAGAGAACUAAUUUUUUAACUGACAUUUAAUUCUUAUUCAAUGUUUAUUUAAAAUACUUUAUGCUCUGAAAAUAAUGGGGUAACAAUCAGCUUCUGAAAAUGUUUAUAAAUUUAAGCAUGUUAGUACAAUUUAUAAAUAUGUAUGAUUUAUAAGCUUUUCUAAAACAAAGCUCAAAAAUUGUUGGUAUUUUUCUAAAAUGUGCACAGCUGUAUUUUACAUGAAAGGCUAUUUAUAAUUGGUUGUUAUACUGUACACUACAUUUCGGACAGCACAUGAAGCCUGCCAAUGUACUUAAUAAUGUCACUUUGUCUAUUUAAAGUUUCUUGCUGUGAAAAAAAAUGAACUCUUUAUGUAGGAGUUUCUCUAUUUAUAAAAGUCUUGAACCCAAAAUGUAUAAUGUACAGUUUCCACGACUGUAUUUGCUCUAAUAAAAAGUUGGUUAUUAA